AUGAGCAUUCCAUGCAGCAUCCUAGGUAUGAAUGACGUGGCCUGGCAGGAGACGAGAGGUGGGAUGCUGCAUGCAAAUGGUGCUCCUGAGGCUGGAGGUGUCAGGGUUCACAGUGGAGGGCCUUUAGCUGCUGUAGCUGGCCAGGCUUCCGGAGGCCCCCAUUUACAGGGCAUGGAUAGGGCCGGGAACCCUACACCAGGAACGCCGCAACCUCCAUUAAGCGGCCGCUCGCAGGAUGAUGCUACGGUUGGCUACUUCUUUCAGAGGCAACCUGGGGAGCAACUUGGAGGAUGUGCGCCGAGCAAACACCGGUGGCCAACCGGGGACCCCAAUCAUGUUGAUCAGGUCCGUGCUGUAGAUGAAAUGAACUACGACUUUCAAGCUCUCGCUUUGGAAUCUAGAGGAAUUGCAGAGCUUUUGCCAGCAAAAAAGCUUUGGGAUUCGGAUGAGCUGGCAAAGGAUGGAAGAAAAGGAAUGCUUCUUGGAGAGGAGUGGAGGGACAAUGCAUGGGGGUCAUCACACCAUUCAGUCUCCCAGCCAAUUAUGGUCCAGCGACGCCCAGGUCAGGGUUUCCAUGGAAACGGCGAUGCCAAUUCUGUGCUGUCACCUCGCUCAGAGGGUGGUGGCUUAGGUGUGAGCAUGGUGGAGUAUGUCCUGAGCUCAUCUCCUGGUGAUAAGAUGGACGCCCGUUACAGGAAUGGUGGCUAUGGUGGAGGUGAUGCUGACCAGGAUGGUAGAGAAAAGAACGACGGCCCUGAGAAAGUAUCUCCUUUUGAGGAAGACAAGAGCUCAGAGAUGAAGGUGGGAGAUGACAGCGAUCCUGCAAAGGCCAAUGGAAGAAGUUUACUAAAUGGCAUGGACAGGGACUGCAAAGACUUCAACCCAACUCCAGGAAGCCGUCAAGCUUCUCCAACUGAGGCAGUGGAAAGGAUGGGCCCUAACCAGACAGGAUUGGAGAUAAUGAGCCAGCACCAUGCUCAUGCCCAUGCACACGCUCAUGCCCAUGCUCACGCUCAUGCUCUACAACAACAGAACCACAACAAGGGACCGGUGGAGGACUUUCAUAACCAGGAAGCCCAAAACAUGGGUGGCAUGGAGCAACAAGCUGGCGUAGAAUCACUUCAGUUUGAAUAUCCAGGGAACCAGAUUCAGGUUGACUCCUCUGGAGCCCCAGUAGGAUUGUUUGACUACAGCUCUCAGCAGCAGUUAUUUCAGAGGUCAAAUCCCCUGACUGUUCAGCAACUCACAGCAGCCCAGCAGCAACAGUAUGCCCUGGCAGCGGCACAGCAGCAGCACCUUGCUGGCCUUGCUCCUGCAUUUGUGCCAAACCCUUACAUCAUCAAUGCUGCGCCCCCUGGAGCCGAUCCAUACACUGCAGCAGGGUUGGCAGCAGCCGCAACGCUCGCAGGACCCACAGUAGUUCCACCUCAAUAUUAUGGCGUUCCUUGGGGUGUGUACCCAGCCAAUCUUUUCCAACAACAGGCUGCAUCUACUGCCAAUCACUCUGCUAAUCAACAAGCAUCCAAUCAGGGACCAGGGCCAGGCCAACCUCAGGUAAUGCGCACAGGAAACAACCAGCGUCCUCUUACACCUGGCCAAGGUCAACAAAGUCAGCAGGAAUCUCUGGCUGCAGCGGCAGCAGCAGCUGCUAACCCCGCACUGGCAUACACAGGGAUGCCCGGUUAUCAAGUGUUGGCCCCUGCAGCCUAUUACGACCAAACAGGGGCCCUGGUGAUGGGCCCUAGUGCUCGAACUGGCCUCGGUGGACCGGUUCGUCUAGUUCAGACUCCUCUCCUCAUCAAUCCUGCAGCAGCACAGGCUGCAGCUGCGGUCUCUGCAUCAGGUUCUGGUAGCAACAUGUCUGGCCCUCCGACAAACGGCAUGUACCGCUCCAUGCCUCAACCCCAACCUCAGCCGCAGCAACAGCAGGCACCGCCACAGAGCAGCGGCUUGCAAUCAAAUUCCUUUUACGGCUCCGGGUCAGUCCCCAACACCUCGCAGAGCAGCUCACUUUUCUCCCAUACAUCAGCUCCACCACCACCUCAGAGCUCCUCGCUUGGCUUCAGCAGUACCGGUAACUCGCUCGGCGUGGGUCUGGCCUCUGCUCUCGGAGGAUUUGGCUCUUCAGUAUCCAGCUCUACCAGUAGCAGUGUGUCUCGCAGGGAUUCCCUGUUGACAAGUUCUGAUCUUUACAAACGUGGCAGCAGUAGUUUAACCCCCAUCGGCCAGCCCUUUUACAACAGUCUGGGUUACUCCUCCUCACCCAGCCCGAUUGGACUCACCCCUGGCCACUCACCUCUCACUCCCCCACCUUCUCUGUCCUCCUCUCACGGGUCAUCCUCUAGUCUUCACCUCGGUGGCUUGACAAAUGGCAGCGGGCGUUACAUCUCUGCAGCACCUGGAGCUGAGGCCAAGUACCGCAGUGCCGGUGGAACAUCCAGCCUAUUUAAUUCCAGCAGCCAGCUCUUCCCCCCAUCUCGGCCCCGCUACAGCCGAUCUGACGUGAUGCCAUCCGGCCGCAGUCGUCUCCUGGAAGACUUUAGGAACAACCGUUUCCCGAACCUUCAACUUCGAGACUUGCCUGGACACAUGGUGGAGUUUUCUCAAGACCAACAUGGAUCGAGAUUCAUCCAACAAAAGCUGGAGAGAGCCAGUCCUGCAGAGAGACAGAUGGUUUUCGGAGAGAUUCUACAAGCAGCAUAUCAGCUGAUGACUGAUGUGUUUGGGAACUAUGUCAUCCAGAAGUUCUUUGAGUUUGGGAGUGCAGACCAGAAGCUGGCCUUGGCAACUCGUAUCCGCGGCCAUGUCCUCCCACUGGCUUUACAGAUGUAUGGAUGCCGGGUAAUUCAGAAAGCCUUGGAGUCCAUUUCUUCUGACCAGCAGGUAAUUAGUGACAUUGUUCGCGAGCUGGAUGGCCAUGUUUUAAAGUGUGUUAAGGAUCAGAAUGGAAAUCAUGUGGUACAGAAAUGCAUUGAGUGUGUCCAGCCUCAAGCCCUGCAGUUCAUCAUAGAUGCCUUCCAGGGCCAGGUUUUUGUUCUCUCCACUCACCCUUAUGGCUGUAGAGUAAUCCAAAGGAUUUUAGAACACUGCACCCAAGAGCAGACUUUGCCAAUUCUGGAAGAGCUGCAUCAGCAUUCUGAGCAGCUGGGUCAGAAAUAUCAAGGCGUAUCAUUGGAGAUGACACCCAAAACAUAUUAUACAGUGUCCCGUGAUGCACUGUUCAAGGAUCAGUAUGGUAACUACGUCAUCCAGCAUGUUCUGGAGCACGGUAGACCAGAAGACAAGAGCAAGAUAGUUGCAGAAGUGCGUGGGAAAGUCCUUCUUUUGAGCCAACACAAAUUUGCAAGUAACGUUGUCGAGAAAUGCGUGAUCCACUCCUCGCGUGCUGAGAGAGCUCUACUGAUAGAUGAGGUGUGCUGCCAGAAGGAUGGCCCCCACAGUGCCCUGUACACAAUGAUGAAGGACCAGUAUGCAAACUAUGUUGUCCAAAGAAUGAUAGACAUGGCUGAGCCGGCUCAGCGUAAAAUCAUCAUGCACAAGAUCCGGCCUCACAUCGCCACCUUGCGCAAGUACACUUAUGGGAAACACAUUCUGGCCAAGCUGGAAAAGUACUACAUGAAAAGUGGCUCUGAAUUGGGACCCAUUGGCGGACCCACAAAUGGCCUCAUGUAG
Nerophis lumbriciformis (worm pipefish) is the source of this 3672-nucleotide messenger RNA. NCBI's taxonomy places the organism in Eukaryota, Metazoa, Chordata, Actinopteri, Syngnathiformes, Syngnathidae. The record is from RefSeq and is a predicted model, not a curated record.